AUGCCCUCACGAACAAGAUCUGGAUCUCUGGCAAACACCAUAGCGGUCAAGGGACCAGCCGCACCGGAACUUACACCAUCGCUUCUGGAUGAUCAGGAUCUACUUCGCAAACUGCGAGAAAUUCGCUCAACGCACCCUAAAAAACCCAAACCGCUUGACAGUCAACAUUCUCAGGCUCGCGGCGACGGCCCCAGCUACGCAAAAUAUGAAAACUACCUGUCCAGUCUCAACAGCAGAACCGCGGAAUAUCAGGCCGUCAUAGAUCAAACACAAGCCAUUGAUGACCAGCUGGCUCUUGCUAUUGCUGAAUUCGGAAGUUUGUCGACCAAAACCGAGACUUUCACGACCACAAUCGGCCAGUUGUUCCACAAUUUCAACAACCUCGAAAUACUGCACAAAUCUUUGGACGAUUACAUGACGAAUUUUGACGCUUUGGAUCCGAUUGUACGCUGGCUACACCAUUCCAAUUCCGCUAGUAUUGUCAAGAGAGACUCUUUUCGCCUGAAACUGGCUAAAAUAGAUGCUUCUCUCUUGUUCCUCGAGCAACACCAAGACUUUGCUGAUUCCGAAACGUACCGCAUCAAAUUUAAACAAAGCUUGAUGCGCUGCUGUAACAUGAUGGUAAGCUACCUCACCAGCUCGUUGAAGGCUCUUUAUAAUGAAGUUGCCAGAUCUCUAGAAACUACGACAGACUUAGCCACGCGUGAAGCACUGCUCUAUAACAAGUUCAGAUCGCGUGCUGUAGAUUUUUACUCCAUUUCCGAAGAGCUUUCAACCCGCUGUUCACACACCAGCAACAAUAGGUACCGCGAUGACGUGAAAUCCGCCUUGCAAAAUUGUUACCUUGAAUAUUUUCAGAUCCGUUCAAAACUUUUGCAACCCUUGAUUCGAAACCAGCUCAAUGAACUGAAUACCGAAGACUCUGGCUUCUCUUUGGUGAAAUACAUCCAGGACAGCCUACUGUUUUUUUCGCAGCUUUGCCAUAAUGAAUACGAUCUGAUAGCACAGUUCUUUCCCGAAGCAGAGGGAAAAAGCUUUUUCAAUAAUGGACUUUUCCGUCUCUGCGAGCCCUUACAUGAUUCUGUUCGCGAAAAAGUUCUAAGAGAGAAUGAGGUUACAGUUUUAUGCGACUCCGUCACUCUACUCAAUAAGUUCUAUCAAUUUGAGGAGGAUUCUAAGGAAUAUCAAGACCAGUUCAAGAGUGUCUACUUAGAUAAGAUUUUUGAGCCAAUUCUACAAGACGUUCAGUACAGACUGAUAUUUCGUGCUCAGAAAUAUGUCGAAUCGAACAUAGUGAACUUCAGACCCACCACGGAUGCCUUCAUAAUCAAUCAUCGCAAGUCUAUUCCAGCAAAUUCAGAAAACAAAAAUGCUGUUGUAACUUCCUUUCUUGACAGUAUAUCUGACUUCGAAGAAGAGGUGGAUGAAGUUCGCAGUUGUUAUCCCCCAGUUUUAAGAGCGGUAGCCCUUCUUUCGAGAAUCUACCAAUUGGUCAACUCCUCCAUUUUUGACAACCUCGCUCAUCACAUUGUGCAUGAUUGUAUCGAGUCGUUAAGAUCGGCUUUUCAGCUUGUAAAACAUUCCGAAGAUACAUUGGAGCCACGACUCGCCUGUUUGAAAAAUUUGUUGAUGCUUCGCAAACAAGUCCAGGCAUUCGAGAUUCAGUACGUCUGUAACGAAAAGUAUGUUGACUUUUCCGGCCUUACGGAGUUUUUGAGGUCUUUCGCUAUUGGAGGAUCUAUGAAUGUCUCCAGCACAUCAGUAUUAGAUCUAACCACGGAGAACGGACCGCUGGUGGUCCGAGACAUGGUCGACGCACGUUCAGAGCUAACAAUGGAGCUAAGAAGGGCUGUCAAAGAUUUGACGGAUGCGGCCGUCAAGGACUUGGUAGUCGAUUGCCUCGACAAUGACGAUGACUUAUUGGCCAAAAACAAGCAGCUGCGCGCCAAUAUUGAGGCGAACUUGCCCAGGCUUUACGAACGUAUGUGCAAUUUUGUCGGUGAUGUUGAAAUCAGGUCCCACUUGAUCGACGCAAUUCAAGAGUCGUUGGCUCGCUCUUAUUCCAUAUUUUACGAACAUGUUGCAGAACUAGCGUCAAAUGGAAAAGUCAAUAAAGGUGAAUUUUCUGAGUUGAUGUACGUUGACGUGCUUGUUGAGCUGGUAAAUAAUGUGGCCAGUUCCCUCGAGCAAAAUUAA
Lachancea lanzarotensis is the source of this 2196-nucleotide messenger RNA. It is a transcript of the gene COG3, whose product is annotated as LALA0S07e01178g1_1. Gene Ontology annotation, cellular component: membrane; cis-Golgi network; COG complex. Lineage: Eukaryota; Fungi; Ascomycota; Saccharomycetes; Saccharomycetales; Saccharomycetaceae. The transcript has 2 exons. The coding region runs from base 1 to 2196 and encodes 731 amino acids. Gene Ontology annotation, biological process: cytoplasm to vacuole targeting by the Cvt pathway; Golgi organization; intra-Golgi vesicle-mediated transport. The record is from RefSeq and is a predicted model, not a curated record.